Protobothrops mucrosquamatus (brown spotted pit viper) is the source of this 2383-nucleotide messenger RNA. It is a transcript of the gene CLCNKA, whose product is annotated as chloride voltage-gated channel Ka. Gene Ontology annotation, molecular function: voltage-gated chloride channel activity. Gene Ontology annotation, biological process: transmembrane transport; chloride transport. NCBI's taxonomy places the organism in Eukaryota, Metazoa, Chordata, Lepidosauria, Squamata, Viperidae. The record is from RefSeq and is a predicted model, not a curated record. Gene Ontology annotation, cellular component: membrane. The transcript has 20 exons. Bases 1 to 2265 code for a protein of 754 amino acids.
AUGGUGAGCGAGCUCUCGGCAGAUGCAGAGGAAACCGGCUUCAGAGAAGUCGCCUUGACCCAGGAGCGGCAGGAGUCGUCUACAGGCACACGCAGGGGCGCCCUGACCCAGCUGAGGUGGAGUUUCACGAACAGGAGCCUCCUCACUUCUGUCCUGUGGUCAAGAUCCCUACAAGCCACAGAAGGGGACAGCUGGGGACCCGUCCGUCUUGGUGCUUGCAAACAAGCAGCUCAGAUCCUCCUCCUCCUCCUCCUCCUCCUCUUGGGCGGCGUCCAGCGCUUCCGUUCCCAGCCUCAGGGCAUGGCUGCUGAGAGGCCAGAGAGAGCCAGUGGGGAGAAAGAGGGAGCCCAGAACAACAAGGAGGAGGAGGAGAAGGAGGAGACAAAUGUGUUCCUGCCCUGGGAAGACAACUGGAGACCCUGGCCGAAAGCCCGGCGCAAGGUGCACGGUUGCCUGGAGUGCUUCAAGCGGCAGCUCUUCCGAGUCGGGGACNUCCACUGCCUGGGAAGUCCUGCGAGGCGGACAGAAGUGCUGGAGAGAUCCCUCUGCCCCUCUCUGCCAGGCUCCGGGAUCCCUGAACUCAAGACCAUCCUGACUGGCGUCAUCCUGGAGGAAUACCUGGCCAUUGAGAACUUUGGGGCCAAAGUCGUGGGGCUGACCUGCACGCUGGCUUGCGGGAGCACCCUCUUCCUCGGAAAAGUGGGACCCUUUGUUCACCUCUCCAGCAUGCUCGCCGCCUACCUGGGCAAGAUCCGGGCCAGCGUUUCUGGGGAGUAUGAGAACAAGAGCAAGCAGAACGAGAUGCUGGUGGCAGGAGCGGCCGUGGGCGUGGCCACCGUCUUUGGGGCACCCAUCAGCGGGGUCCUCUUCAGCAUCGAGGUCGUGUCCUCCCACUUCGCCGUCCGGGACUACUGGAGGGGCUUCUUCUCGGCAACCUGCGGCGCCUUCAUGUUCCGCCUGUUGGCUGUUUUCAAUAGUGAACAAGAAACCAUCACGGCCCUCUUUAAGACCAGCUUUAAGAUUGAUUUCCCCUUCGACCUGCCGGAGACCGUUUUCUUCACCUGCCUCGGUGUGAUCUGUGGUGUGCUGAGCUGCGCCUACCUCUUCUGCCAGCGCUGGUUCCUGGGCUACGUCCGGAGGAACCCCUUCUCGGCCAGGCUGUUGGCCACCGAGAAGCCCCUCUACUCGGUGCUGGUGGCCUUCCUGCUGUCCUCCAUCACCUUCCCUCUUAGCCUGGGACGAUUCAUGGCCUGCAGGCUGAGCAUGAAGGAGCUGCUCACCUCCCUGCUGGAUAACCGCACCUGGAGCGUCCUUUCCCAGAACGUGUCACUCGACAGCCCUCCGCAGGUGGACCCCCUCAACCUGUGGCAGGAGUGGUGGCACCCCAGCAUCUCCGUUUUCGGCACCUUGUCUGUCUUCCUGGUGAUGAAGUUCUGGAUGCUGGUCUUGGCCACCACCAUGCCCAUGCCCGCUGGGUACUUCAUGCCCGUCUUCAUUUACGGAGCUGCCAUCGGCCGCUUGGUGGGCGAAGCCGUGGCCCUCCUCUUCCCCGGGGGCAUCACUGCCGAAGGGACCCCCAGCCCCAUCAUCCCUGGGGCGUACGCGCUGGCAGGGGCCGCUGCCUUCUCCGGCUCGGUCACCCACACCCUCUCCACCGCCUUGCUGGCCUUUGAGAUGACCGGGCAGAUCGCCCACAUCCUGCCUGUCCUGCUGGCUGUCCUGGUGGCCAACGCCAUUGCCCAGAAGUUCCAGCCGUCCUUCUACGAUGGCACCAUCAUUGUCAAGAAGCUACCCUACCUUCCCCGCAUCCGGAGCAGGCAUAUCGAGUCCUACACGGUCACCACCCGAGAGUUCAUGAACACCGAUUUUGUCAUCCUGGCCCAGGAAGCCACCUUUCACGACAUCCUCCAGGUGGUCACCAUGACGGAUGCCCAGGAGUAUCCUGUGGUAGACAAUGCGGAGUCUCAGAUGCUGCUGGGGGCGAUCCAGCGGUCCAGUCUCAUCCAGUUUCUCCAGAGCCACGAGGAUUCCAGCCUGCCGCAGGAGGAGCCGGGGAAAGAGACUCUGAAAGAAGGCUGCACCAUCAGUCCGGUGAGCCUGCAGCUCUCCCCGUGGACAUCUCUGCACCAGGCCCACAACCUCUUUGAGAUGCUGAACCUGCAGCGGGCUUUCGUCACCCAGCUGGGGAAAGUGGUGGGGAUCGUGACCAGGAGGGAGCUCCGGAAAGCCAUCGAAGAGCUGGCCAACCCCAAAGCCGGGCGAUAGCGGAGCCAGCGGGAGGAGCGUGCAGGAGAGGUGAAGCCGUACGUUGAGUUCCUGGCCUUGGCGACCUGUUACUGCAUGCUAGCGAGAUUCUCCGGCCUGCCUAAAGAAGAAUUCACUA